CGGCGCCGGAAGCGCGUCUCCCCGGCCGGCCGGGGUUCCGCCCUCCCCAAAGAUGGCGGCGGAGGAGGCGGAGGCGAGCCGCCCGCGGCUCCCGGAGCUGCUGGAGCAGGGCUGGCGACUGCUGGACGAGGUGGAGGCGAGCAGCGAGCCCGCCGCGGCCCGGCAGGUGCAGGACAAGGUCAAGCUGGGGCUGAGCCUGCUGGACCAGGCCGCCCGCAUGGUGGAACAGCUCGAUCUCUUCAGCCGGAACGAGGAGCUGGAGGAGGUGGCGUCGGCGGACCUGAAGUACCUGCUGGUGCCGGCCCUGCGGGGAGCCCUCACCCUGAAGCAGGUGGUGCCCGGCCAGCGUCUGGAGCAGGUGCAGCGGGCCCGCGCCCACUUCGCGGACUUCCUCAAGCGCUGCCAGGACUACCAGCUGACCGCGGCCGAGCCCCCCGCCGCACGCCCCGCCGGGCCUCCCGGGGCCCGGCCCGGCCUCGUGGCCGCGGCCGCCCACAGGCGGGCCAAAAUCGAGAGGUACAAGCAGAAGAAGGAAGCGGAGAGCCAGCUGGCGGCGCUCAGAGGGGCCGUGGACGGCGGCCGGGCGGACGAGGAGCAGCUGCGGGCCUACUACCUGCUGCACGUGCAGAAGUGGGUCGGCACCAGCCUGGACGAGAUCGAGAGCAUCGACCAGGAGGCCGAGAUCCUGAGGGGCCGGGACCAGCUCGGGCAGCAGGUGGGGGGGACCCCGGGGUCACCCACGCCGCCCCCGAUGAAACCCUUCGUCCUCACCCGGGACGCCGCCCAGGCCAAGGUCUUCGGCCUCGGCUACCCGAGCCUGGCCACCAUGACGGUGAACGAGUGGUACGACCAGCACGAGAAGUGGGGGGCGCUGCCCGACCAGGGGAUCCCCGGGACCCCAGCAGGGGCGGCGGAAGAAGAAGAACGGGACCAAGAGCGGAAGAAAGAGGAGGAGGAGGAGGAGGAGGAGGAGGAGAAAGCCCUGCAGAAAGCCCGAGGGUGGGAUGAGUGGAAGGACACGCAUCCCCGUGGCUAUGGCAACCGGCAGAACAUGGGCUGACCCCCUCCCGGCCCCCUAUCCCCUCCCGCCGCCCCCCCAACCCCGGGCCAGGGCCGGGAACCGGGGAUCCGCACGCCAACCCGGCCCGCGGCCCCCCGGAGGGGCGGGGGGCGGGGCCCGGUCGCCGGCCCCCGGUGGGCGGCCGGCGGGGGUGGGGUCCGGCCGGCGGGUUUAUUUAUUUUCUAGUUCCGGAAUAAAGUCCCCCCUCGUCGCAGCC
Molecule: messenger RNA, 1277 nt
Organism: Ornithorhynchus anatinus (platypus)
Lineage: Eukaryota; Metazoa; Chordata; Mammalia; Monotremata; Ornithorhynchidae
Gene: IGBP1
Product: immunoglobulin binding protein 1
Exons: 6
Coding region: 53-1060 (335 amino acids)
Biological process (GO): regulation of signal transduction; regulation of dephosphorylation
Cellular component (GO): cytosol
Molecular function (GO): protein phosphatase 2A binding
Source: RefSeq, a predicted model, not a curated record